This is a messenger RNA of Habropoda laboriosa, 969 nucleotides long. Its product is annotated as SH3 domain-binding glutamic acid-rich protein homolog. The transcript has 5 exons. NCBI's taxonomy places the organism in Eukaryota, Metazoa, Arthropoda, Insecta, Hymenoptera, Apidae. The record is from RefSeq and is a predicted model, not a curated record. Gene Ontology annotation, cellular component: cytoplasm. Bases 395 to 901 code for a protein of 168 amino acids.
GAAACACCCGCAGCGACCAAAGAAUAUAAAGAUAUAUUUUGUCCGAGAGUAAACUGCGAGAGAGAAAGAGAGAAUCUGUGUGCGUGUGUUCGUAUGCGCGUGCUGUACGCGUUUUGUGAAUGUGUGUGACUCGAAGAGAAUGCCAGAUUUACCGGGCACCCGAAUUCUUACGAUAUUUCACGUCUGUGUUGUAUCGGGUUACAUUUAGAAAACUUCACAGUCGACGCGUCGAUUAAUAAUCAGCACUGCCACCGACCGAGGAUCCUUAUCGAAUGACACGCCACACGGUUUAUCGGUCGAAACGAUUCGUACGCGUCCAUCGAUAUGCAGUUCUCCUCUGAGUGAAUGCAUUCGAUAUUAGGAAAACGUGAAAAAGAGGCAACAACGUGUGUUGAUGAUAUUAGAUAGUAAAAAUGUGGAAUAUGAAACUAUUGACAUAACAGAACCAGGGAAGGAAAUGGAUAAAGAAUUUAUGCAAUCUAAUAGUAUUGCAAGAGAUAGCAAAUAUCCAUUACCUCCACAAAUAUUUAAUGAAGAUGAAUAUUGCGGGGAUUAUGAAGAUUUCGAUUUGGCAAAUGAAAUAGAUGAAUUGGAAGACUUUUUGAAAGUGGCACCUCCAGCUAGUGCAACAGAAAAUGCUACUGAUUCAAAUCAAACUAAGGAAAUUCAAGAAAAUGGAAAUACCACAAGUCGAGAGCCUUCCACAGACAAAGAUGCAGUUGCAGUAGAAGCAGAAAGUGUUGAAGAAAGGACAACUUUACCAAGUGAAAAUGAACAGUCAGACGAACCUAAAUCUAUAGAACAUGAUGGUGGAACAAAAACUGAAGAAGAUGCAGAACCCACAGAAGAGAAUGUUGAUAAAAAUGAAGAAAAAUCUGGUGACCAAGAGAAAGAAGAGUAGGUGUGAAAUAGACCCAUAUGAUAGUGGGACAUUUUAUAUUUCUUUGACAUCCUUGGUUUUCUACCAAA